UACAACAAGCAGAUCGAGCUGAGCCUCUAAACUCCUGCCAAUUAAGAGUAGGAGGCUGAGAGGCAUAGCAUCAUCUCCCAUGGCCACCAUAACGGCUAGUGCCAGUCCAGCCAUGCAAGAAACCGGCAGCAACAAGGCGUCGAGCUCGACGUCGCCGGAUUGCACUACCACCGCCGCCCCGGCGCCGGCGCCGGUGCGCUACAGGCCGUCGCUGCUGGUUAUAUUCAGCGCGUGCCUCGUCCUCCUGGGCGCCGGCGGCCCGCUCCUCCUCCGCGUCUACUUCGUCCACGGGGGGAAGCGCCUGUUCCUGUCCGCCAUGCUGCAGAUCUCCGGCUGGCCCCUCCUCCUCCCGCCCAUCUGCGUCUCCCUCUUCCGCAGCCGCAGCAAGGGCGUGGCCAACCUUAUCCUCCCGCCGCGCCUCGCCGGCGCGGCGGCGGUCCUCGGGGCGUUCUACGCCGUCUCCUGCUACGUCUACGGCCUGGGCUCGGAGGCUCUGCCGCUGUCGACGUCGUCGCUGCUCCUGGCGACGCAGCUCGCCUUCACCGCGGUCUUCGCCUUCAUCUUCGCCGGGCUCCGGUUCACGCCCUUCUCGGCCAACGCCGUCGUGCUGCUCACCAUCGGCCCGGCUGUGCUCGGCGUCGGCCCCGGCGCAGGGAAGGUUGCCGGCGAGUCCUCGAGGGCGUACUGGACAGGGUUCUGCGAGGCCAUCGCCGCGGCCGCGCUCGCCGGCCUCGUCCUGCCCCUAGUCGAGGUCGCCAUGGCGCGCUACGGCCGGCGCACCGGGCCCGCCGCGAGAGUGCCACCCCCCUACGUGACGGUGAUGCAGAUGCAGGCCGUGAUGGGCGCCGCCGGCACGGUGGUGUGCCUGCUGGGCAUGGCCAUCAAGAGCGACUUCCAGGCGUUGCCGAGGGAGGCCGCCACGUUCGGGCUCGGCAGGACCAACUACUACCUGGUGCUCAUCUGGGACGCCGUGUCAUGGCAGCUGCUCAACCUGGGGAUCAUGGGGCUCAUCACCUGCGCCUCGUCGCUCCUCGCCGGCAUCAUGAUCGCCGUCCUCCUACCGCUGUCGCAGGUCCUCUCCGUCAUCUUCCUCCACGAGAAGUUCGACGGGCCCAAGGGCAUUGCGCUCGUGCUCUCGCUUUGGGGUUUCGCCUCCUACCUCUACGGCGAGAAGGUGCAGAAGAAACGCGAGGCUCAAAAGAUGAUGGAGCAGCAGAUGGCUUCGGCUAAGAAGACUGGAGACCUGGAGUCCGCUGCCCUUUGAGAAUCAGAUUUCUCAUUUCUGAUCUGUUUACUGUUUGGCAGUUUGGGUCGUGCAAGCAUAUAUAGGGCCAUACAGAUACAUACAGGUAUAGUAAAAACAAAAGGGAGUUUUUCAGCUACGAAGUUAUUGUACUUGUACGACAUUGUUUCAUUUGUAAGGAAGAGAACACAGAAAUUAAUUAAUCAAGUGCUAUAUAUA
Messenger RNA from Panicum virgatum (switchgrass), 1462 nucleotides. RefSeq names its product purine permease 3-like. Bases 80 to 1264 code for a protein of 394 amino acids. The transcript has a single exon. Gene Ontology annotation, cellular component: membrane. Gene Ontology annotation, molecular function: purine nucleoside transmembrane transporter activity. The record is from RefSeq and is a predicted model, not a curated record. NCBI's taxonomy places the organism in Eukaryota, Viridiplantae, Streptophyta, Magnoliopsida, Poales, Poaceae.